AUGGACGUGGCACGCCUGAACUUUUCCCACGGUACGCUUGAGGAGCACGCCGAGGUAAUCGCGAAUGUGCGAGAGGCGUCCAGGCGAAACAACCGUCCCGUGGCCGUUCUGCAGGAUCUGGGGGGCAAUAAAUUCCGCCUGGGUCGCAUGGCAGAAGCGAUACAGCUCAAUUUUGGCGACCAUAUUUCCAUCACGAAUGAACCGGAAUCUGAUUUACCCGACCGAUUGCCAUUCCCUGAGCCGGCCAUCUUGCAGAGCCUGCGACCCGGGAACCUGGUUUAUAUAUCGGACGGCACGGUGUGUCUGGAAGUGCUGGAAGUUACUCCCGAUCUGGAGGUUAAAACCAGUGUGCGAAACGGCGGUAACCUGUCUUCUUUCAAGGGUGUGAACUUGCCGGAUGUGCCCAUAGACAUGCCGGUGAUCACCGAAAGCGACAAGAUUGCGUUGCAGUUUGGUGUCGAGCAGAACGUCGAUUGGGUGGCACUGUCGUUUGUGCGCACCGGAGAAGACGUUCGCUACGCCCGAGCGCAUCUGAACCAGUUGAACAGCCAGGCCCCGGUGAUGGCCAAGCUGGAGCGUCGUGAGUGUAUCGAUAACCUGGAUGAUAUUCUGCGCGAAGUCGACGGAAUUAUGGUGGCCCGCGGUGACCUGGGUGUCGAGAUGCCCAUGGAAGAGGUGCCGGUCAUCCAGAAGAACAUGGUGAAAAAGGCGAACGAGGCGGGCAAGAUAUCGUCUGUCGCGACGCAAAUGCUGCGGUCGAUGGUGAACUCUCCCACGCCGACGCGCGCCGAAAUCUCCGACAUCGCCAACGCGGUGCUGGAUGGUUGCGACUCGAUCCUGUUAUCCGAUGAAAUCGCCGUUGGCGCUUACCCGGUGGAGGCGGUUCGCAUCGCUGAUGCUGCAAUUGUGCAAGCGGAAAAGAUGUACAACUACUACACCGAGAUUCCGCAACGCGAUCAAACCCAAUCCGUGGCCUGGGGCGCAACGCAGCUCACCAAGUCACUGAACGCCAAACCCAUCGUUAUCACCAGCACUGGACGAGCGGCGUUUGAAAUGUCGCGUUUCCGCCCGGAGAAUGACGUGCUGGUCUUUUCCCAUGACGAAGCGGUGCAACGGCGCGUCUGUAUGGCAUGGGGGCUAGCUCCCAAGGGUGUGAUUCCUGCGGAGCCGGAUGUGGCGAAGCUGGUGACCCUGCUGGUCGACGAGGCGAUAGCGACCGGGCUGGUAUCGGAGCGCGAUACGGUAACGCUGGUACACGGUUUUAUGACUGGAGUUACCGGCACCACCAACACGAUCCAGGUGCUGAACAUUCGCGAAUAUCUGAGCCACAUUGGCCGCACCGCAGUGCCCCAUGCCGCUCAGGAGCAGGUCUAA
This is a messenger RNA of Geodia barretti, 1374 nucleotides long. The record is from the annotation of a GenBank genome assembly. NCBI's taxonomy places the organism in Eukaryota, Metazoa, Porifera, Demospongiae, Tetractinellida, Geodiidae.